GGCUCGGCUCGGCUCGGCUCGGCUCGGCUCGGCUCGGCUCGGCUCGGCUCGGCUCGGCUCGGUUCGGCGCGGGCGGCUCCGCGGCGGGGCUGAGGCGGGCGCGCGCCGCCAUGGUUUAAGGGCGGCGGACGGACGCGAAGGUGUUGGAACCAUGAACCUGCUCCCGGCCAACCCGCACGGCAACGGGCUGCUCUACGCCGGCUUCAACCAGGACCACGAAAAAACAAGCAAAACUCACUGUGGCCUCAUUGGGACUGUUGUCAACUAGUACUGUAUGAACAAGCAGAGCUGUGGAUGCUUUGCAUGUGGAAUGGAAAAUGGAUUCCGAGUUUAUAAUGCAGACCCACUCAAAGAAAAGGAGAAACAAGAAUUUCUAGAGGGUGGUGUUGGCCAUGUGGAAAUGCUGUUUCGUUGCAACUAUUUAGCUCUAGUAGGUGGAGGAAAAAAGCCAAAGUACCCACCUAACAAAGUGAUGAUCUGGGAUGACCUGAAGAAGAAGACUGUCAUUGAGAUAGAGUUUUCUACAGAAGUCAAAGCAGUUAAGCUGCGAAGAGAUAGAAUUGUGGUAGUCUUGGACUCAAUGAUUAAAGUUUUCACAUUCACACACAAUCCCCACCAGCUGCACGUCUUUGAAACCUGCUACAACCCUAAAGGUCUCUGUGUCCUUUGUCCCAAUAGUAAUAACUCUCUCCUUGCGUUCCCUGGGACACACACGGGCCGUGUGCAGAUCGUGGAUCUCGCCAACACCGAGAAGCCGCCCGUAGACAUCCCGGCUCACGAAGGAGUCUUGAGCUGUAUAGCUUUAAACCUGCAGGGAACAAGGAUUGCAACAGCAUCAGAAAAAGGGACCCUCAUAAGAAUAUUUGAUACUUCAUCAGGGCAUUUAAUCCAGGAGCUACGAAGAGGAUCACAGGCAGCCAACAUAUACUGUAUUAACUUCAAUCAGGAUGCUUCCCUCAUCUGUGUAUCCAGUGACCAUGGCACAGUACAUAUUUUUGCAGCAGAAGACCCUAAAAGAAAUAAGCAGUCAAGUUUGGCCUCUGCCACCUUUCUCCCCAAAUACUUCAGUUCCAAAUGGAGUUUUUCCAAAUUUCAGGUUCCCUCAGGCUCUCCGUGCAUUUGUGCCUUUGGAACAGAGCCAAAUGCUGUCUUAGCAAUCUGUGCAGAUGGCAGCUACUACAAGUUCUUAUUCAACCAAAAAGGGGAAUGCUCGAGGGAUGUGUAUGCUCAGUUCCUGGAGAUGACAGAUGACAAGCUCUGACUGAGCUGAGGCCUGUGCAGGGGUUGAAGCACUGCCUUGGCUAUUCCACAGCUGAUACUGAUCAAGUGUAGCAGGCCUCACGAGGAAGCCUGGCCUGACACGAUCACAUCAAGCUCUGAAGUAGUGGACUACAUCUGUUUAUUCUCAUUUCUGCAAGUAUUCAUCAUUAAAAUACCUUUGGGUUACUGUCACCAACUCAAGUCUUCAAGAUGUGGCUUUCCAUCAGCUUGUGCCUCCGGGGUUUCUCUUUGUGUAAAUUCUGAAGUGGCUUUAGGUUCCAGGGGAGUGCUCCCUGCCCUGCCCCAGCUGCAGCGGCCUGGGCACUUGUGCAACUGGUCUUAGAAAAAGGGAUGUGAAAACAAAAGGAUUUUAGGCACUGCUUUACUCCCCCUGGAUGGCUGGGGCAGGGCAAGACUCUGGAUCAUCCUCAAACCAACCUCUACCAGCCUGGCUGGGAGCAGCAGAUGCUGCCUUCCCCCUGCCCUGAGCACAGUGGGGAGGGACAGGAGAGGACAUGCACAGGGCCAUGGACAGCUGGAGCUGGGACCUGCUUGUCCUUGAAGCUGCUGUUCAGGGGGUGCAGCCACAGCCCCCUGCUCCCAUCCCCUGCCCAAGGGAGCUGAGGGAUCAGCACUGAGUGCCAAAGGGCACAGAGGAGCUGAAGGCACAUUUGGGCACCUUCCCCCUGGGCAGGGGCAGCCCCCCCAGCUCCUGCCUGUGCAGAGCGAGUCCUUCUGUACCAGAGCAGCCCUUGAGGUUCAAAUCCUCCUGGCCAGGGCUGUGCUGGCUGCUGCCUCCCACCCCUCUGCUGCUGCCAGGGAGGAGGGAACAGGCCCCCUGCACAGCCAGCAGUGCUGCCCAGGCUGGGGGAGGAUGUCUGUCGCUGUAGCAGCUUUCAACUUGCAAACUUUUCUUCUUGGUUUGUUUUUUGUACUGGAGAUGUUGCACCCUGCCCCCUGCCUGCUGCUGGCCUGGGCACAGUCAGGGACUGAGCUGGCAGCUCCUGCCCUGAAUUGUGCUAUGGAAAUUAACAUUUACUGCUACAACUAAGGCACAAGGUACUAAACCAGAAACUGAAAUAGCCACAAGCUCCCUGCUCAUAGCACCAAGGGCCAGGGAGGGAAGGCUGAACUCCUGGGAGUCUCAUGUCACAGGUGCUCCAGCUCUGACCUGCCCUGUCCCUCACCUUGUGUAGCUGCAAGCUCUCUCCAUUUGACAAGUUUCUUUUAGUGUCAUGUAACAUACUAAGGACUAACUCCUCCCCCAGUUUCGAUGUCCAGGUUGCAUGUUGCUUUUACGUGUAUCUAAUCACAGGAAUUGUUUUGCACACUUAUUUGUAAGAUGGUAUUUCUUUUAAAUAAAAGUGACUAAUUUUGCUGUA
Messenger RNA from Colius striatus (speckled mousebird), 2642 nucleotides. It is a transcript of the gene WDR45B, whose product is annotated as WD repeat domain 45B. Bases 275 to 1261 code for a protein of 328 amino acids. The record is from RefSeq and is a predicted model, not a curated record. The transcript is spliced from 11 exons. Lineage: Eukaryota; Metazoa; Chordata; Aves; Coliiformes; Coliidae. Gene Ontology annotation, biological process: protein localization to phagophore assembly site; nucleophagy; autophagy of mitochondrion. Gene Ontology annotation, cellular component: extrinsic component of membrane; phagophore assembly site membrane; cytosol. Gene Ontology annotation, molecular function: phosphatidylinositol-3,5-bisphosphate binding; phosphatidylinositol-3-phosphate binding; protein binding.